AUGGACAAAAAUCCUCACGGUGCUACGGGAGGGGACGACCAGGACGCGCCCUUCGAAGACCCGGAGGAUGCUGUGGGUUUUGGAGCUCGGAGGUUGCUGCAGCGGCUGCCAACGAAGACGUACGGCACAGCAGGAAACCAAGCGACCGGCGCAUGGAUUAAGACGAAGGACUGCACAAUAGCCUGUUCGACGCGAGUUGGAAAGGACGGUACUCAACCAGACACUUUGCACGCCAUGCACAUGCACGUGUUGUUCGUUGCGUUGGGGGUGAACGGGUUCGAGGGCGUCAUGGAGGUGUUGGGGGCGGGGCGUCUUUCUGUCGGUCCGUUACCGUUGAUACCUCUGUGCAGCGUGGCAAGACAACGGUAGGAGGGGGUUGGAGUGGGAGGAUGACCUCACGGCCUUGAAAGUAUCACUCCCGAGGAGCCGGCUUCUUGUGCUUGAAAAUACCCGUAACAUUUUUUGUAUUGUCACACCCCAACACAGACGGUGUCGCUCUGUCUUCAUGGCAUGUUUUAUUUUUGUUGGAUGGGGGUGGGUACGUUGCAUUCAUUUGGCACACUCGGAAAAGCGACUCGUUUUUUUCGGUCGCUUCUCGAGGGGUCCCGGCGCAGCAACAAUUGUUUCUGAUCGCCAAAAAUUAAUGAAACACGUAUUUGAACAAGAAUCUGUUGUUUUUCAUUUAUUCAUUAGUCCGCGGAUGGAUGCAGUCGAAAUAGAGGGUGGUUCAGUCCUUCAGGCGUGUACGCUUGAUACCCAGGGUGCCUCCUCUAAACAGUUGGGGAGAUGGUGGGCAGGGACAAACAGCUUGAGUACUUGGUGCAUGAUUUCCACGCGACGAAACUAGGACCGUCGGGCUCACACCCAGCCUGAUUGAGAGGCUGUAGACAGCUGUCACCAAACUCGCAUGAAAAUCCAAAGUGCUGAAACGAACCACAUACCCGCCGACAAGUAGCCGAGGCUAAGUGAGGUAGGGUGCUCUUUUCCACGGCAAGGUGCCGAAAAAAUGCAUACGUUUCUGAAAAUCGCCAGAACACGUGCCCUAGUCCUACGUCGCAAAACCCAGAAUCGUGUUUAUCUCAGACUCGGACCUCCACUUCCCUCCGUAAGAACCUUGGCGCACGUCCAGCAGUCCCUCCAUACAAAACGACCCGCUCCGAGGAUCGUCCUCACACCCGAAAAAGGCGAGUUGGAGCCUACGAGAAACCCUUGACCGCCUCGCUUGCCUGUUUGCGAUGGAGACGAAGACAAGGACGGAGUAGGGACGUGCAUUUAGGGUCGGUCACAACUAACUAUGUACAACUACAUGUACGCGCAAGGACUGGCAUGAAGAAGACUAUCAUGACCAAAAUUUCCAGCGGUGUUCAUCAGUAGCAAUCCACCGCGGAGCGUCUUGCGUCUUGCUAGUAUUUCACAAUGUCAUGGAGCAGAGCGGACCCUUUUUUUAUUCCUCCUGGGAUCAUGGAACUGAACGGUGCAUUUGCACGAGGAGUUAGAUUUUCAAGUUUCGCGGGGUGGAGUGGCACGGUCGGUACGUCGUUCGGUAUAUUUUAACUGAGUGAUUUCUUACACCAGAGGAUGAACCGCGAGAACCCGGGGCCUUGGCGACGGUGCACCAUCAGACGGUGUGAAAGUCAUACAGAAACAUGACGGAGUUUUUACCUGUGUUUCGUGAAACACUUUGUUGUAGUUCAUACAUCGAAAACAUCGGAUCUUGUGCACGGUGUGCGGGCCGUUUUUUUUUAU
Messenger RNA from Ectocarpus siliculosus, 1746 nucleotides. The record is from the annotation of a GenBank genome assembly. Lineage: Eukaryota; Phaeophyceae; Ectocarpales; Ectocarpaceae.